UCUAGACAAAUGAACCGAUCUAUGUUUGCGAAGGAACUUCUACUAUUUUUUUUAUUUUGCGGAGUGGAAUUUACCUCUGCUUUAUCGGAACAACAGGAACAGAGAUCGCAAUGCCGUAACCAAACGGUAUUUUGUCCUUGCAAGGACAGGCGAGGAGUGAGUGGCCAUGUGCUUGUGGUAACGUGUAGUCAUCAAAACGAUCCAAAACGUUGCCCAGGGAAAGCUUUUUACUCAGAGGAGUGUGGAAAAGGUGAGCUUGUUGCAAUUUCAGAGCAAUUUAAGGUUUAUGUUAAAAUUAUGGAGAAAUAAGCGUAAGCUUGUUAAGCUUAACUUUGUGGAGAUCUCUUGUGAGAAAUUUGUUUAGCCAUCUAGUGGACUCUAUUGCCCAAUUAGUUGUGAAAUUGGAAAAGUUAGUGAUGGAGGAGGAGGGUUACCAUUUCAUUGUAGUAGUGAGGCGAAGAUCUUAAGGACUGUCAUUUUACGCCUUCCUUUGGUCCUAUCGAGAAGUUUUUGAUUUCACCUCGAAACUUCCGCUUUCAAAUUAUAGUUCUGAGAUUUAUAAUUGAUUUGAUGUCACUUCAAAGCCUUCGCAAGAAAGUAGCGCUUAAGGAAUUGCAGUAAAAAAAAGAUGAAUGAUGAUAAUGGAGAUAAGGUAAAUUGCCUCAUCCCUAUCAGAUUCAAGGCCUUUUGUAACCCUGUAACUCCAAGAAGUGUUCAACAUGUAACUUCUCCCCACAAUAUUCAUACAUUACCCUGUAAACAGGUUAUGAGAUACCAUACAAUACUGUAUUUUAUGUGAAGUUUAUGCUUAGCACAAUCAGCUUUAAAAGUUUAUUGAUAAUUCAGGGUCUUUGUAAUCCUGAUCUAACAUUAAAUUCUUGUUACUAAGUUACAAGUAGAUAUGUAGCUGCUAGAGGGGCGAAUCUUCAAUUAGAUCAUGGGAGUUCUUUGUAUAGAAGUUUCAUUUACAUACCUGCAAAAUUUUUAUUCGCAUAUUUAUUCGUAUAUUCAUUGUUGUGAAUUUGCUGGCACAAUUUGCAAACAGGAUUUCUGACUUACAGUAUUGGUGCUUGUCACACCCUCUUUGGAUUGUUAUUGUGAUUCACGACUAUAACCAGGUCUUCACAUAGUGAAAUGUUAAACAUUUCAAAAUCAUAAAUGAAAGUGGAGAGGCAUUCAUUAUUCUUAUUUACCUCAUGUACAAUGCAAAUGCCAGAAUUAGGUCUGUUGAGCGACCCAAUCUAUUUAUUGUAAAAACGAGCACAUCCUUGACAAGGAGAAUUUGCUCAAUAAUUAAUUUCCGGUCGUUUACCCGCACGGCCGAUUACCCGCACCGGCCGAUUAUUGCAUACGGCGAAAAAAAAAGUCAACAGAUUACCCGCACUGGUGGAUAACCCGCACGUUGUUAUUCAACUUUUUGGUGGCGAAAACGUGACAUUAAGGUGAUACAUUUCAGUCUUUUAAAAGUUGUCUGAUCCAACUUUCGAAAACUUGAAAGCGUCUUUGUCGAGUUUAAAGGUCAAAGAAAUUCAGACGCGUGCACAAUUCUGUGUCAAUAUUAGCAUGUACUUUAUUGAUAAGAUUAUACAGUAAAAAUACUAGCGGCCCAUGCCCAAAUCUCAACAUUUCAUACUUGACAGAAUGCGAAUUUGUGGCCACAUUUUGUGCGAGCGAUCGUUCAGCGCCAUGUCGAUUUGUUGAAAACAAGCUGGGUGAGUAUUAAAACUUGAAUUAUAAAGUACUGGCGAUUUCUGAAAAAAUCGAUAUCUCCGGUUCUAUUGGGCCUAACAAGUCCCUUAAAACGGGAAAAUUCUCUUUAGCUCAAGCUAGUGUUAAAUGGAAAUUUGUUACUUAUGCGCCGGAUAUCUAUGGAUAAUUUUUGUCACCAUCAAGGUUUUGUUUUCACGCGUGCCGAUAAUAAUUUGUUCGUCGCGCAACUAAUUAUGCGUGAAAUAAACUCGAGUCGGCAUCAUGUUUUCGUGCCGCUUUACGGCACUAUUAACACAAUAAAAUUUACUUGAGAGGUGGAAACGCAUGUUGGUGAUAUUUUUUUUCAAUUCAACUACCACUGGAUUUUAAAAUUGUCACAUAACCCGCACCUCCCUAUUACCCGCAGUGGCGCGCGUUUAAUGCAAAAUCAACAGAUUACCCGCGGGUAAACGACCGGAAAUUGCGAUAGCAAACACUAGCUCCACUGAAAUGACAAGUGUGAAUGUCAAACUGCUACCUUGUGUGUUUUGUAACAAUCUUGGUCAUGUGCAUGUCCAAUCAGUAAAAAGUGAUAUAACAAAUCUUUUAAAGGGUAUUAUUGAAAUUCAUUAUUUUAGAUAGGGUAUGUUGUAUGUAAAGAGUAAUUGCAACAGUUAUAUUCAGUAUUACAAAGAUGGGUUUAUUGAGCAACCUAGGCUUUUGAAUUGUGUCAUUAAUUGUGGAUAUUCAAGCAAAGUCAGGGUAACCUGUGGUUAUUAACUUCAUACAUUAUCAGAACCAACUCUUUUUUAGUUUGAAAUAACAUUAAACCAUUCAGUUAUUUGCAAAAUAUCCAAUUCACAAACUAAUUAUAAUGAUUAAUUGAUUGAUUGUCUUCUUAUUUAGUGUACUUUUCAUCAAAAAGGCACAGACGUGGCACAGGAAAUUGUAAUAAUGGAAUCAUUCCAGGAUCCCCUCACCCCUCAGAUGAUGCAGACCCCUAUAUAAUUAUGACCUCUGGAUCUACCAUAACAAGAGGUGUGGAUGACAGCUACACAUUUGAAUGCAAGGUCUAUUCAAAUUUUUCAGCAAAUGUAACUUGGCUGAUUGAUGGCAAACCUAUUUCUCUGGAUGGAAAAAAAGAGAAAUACACAUUUAGAUCCUGCAAUCGAAGUGUAGAGGUCAAAAUGAUUUCAAAAGAAGACGAAGGAAACUACACAUGUGUUGUGACAAAUGAGAAGGGGAAAAGUUAUUCAGCUACAGCUAAGUUGUCCGUGAAGGGUAGGUAACCAUGCCUGAGGUCUGUAGUGUAAUCUUUAGAGCAAGGUUUUCCCCCCUCACCACUAAGACCCAAGUAUAACACAUGCCUGUAGCUGCCAGCUUGCCCUAAAUUGAAGGGAAAAACUAUUAUCCUUAAAUAAAUGGUGCAGACUGAGCAGGCUCAAGUGCUAUAUUUAGAGUUAUCUCUCUAUUGUGUGUCAGACUGGUUUAGAAAACUGUUGUCUUCAAUCAUAUGAAAUGAUCUCAUAAGACUGACACAUGUUAAAAGCAAACUAAUAAAUUUUAAAUUGAUGCUCCUCAUUAGCACACUUCAACACAGAAUUUGAACAAAUGUGAGAUUUGGCCAAACAUAAGAUUUGAGCUCUUCUUCGCCCGAGAAAGCAAAGAACAGUUGGAGAUGGAUGAUAAUAGAGUUUGAGUUAAAAAAACAUCAGAGAAGUUUGGCAGACCUUUCCGUAAAUAGGGUAAUUAUUGUGGCAGGGCUGUGGCCAUGUAUUGUAUUUCUCAAGACAUUAAAUGAGUUACAAUGUCAUCUAUGCAUUCAGCUGGAUAAUGGAAUUUGUGAAAAAGUAAAGAUAUUAGCAAAGUUGUUUUUAGGACCUGAAAAAGGUACAGACAUAAAUAAAAAUUUUGAAAGUAGAUUGAUGCAGAUUUGAUAUGUUUUUGUCGUGAUAUAUUUUUACUGCUGCAUUAAGUACUGGGGUAUAGGCUUUGAAAUCCCUAUUAUUUUGCCACAUGGAUUGAGUAAAAUUUUUGUGAGACAACCAAAUUUUGGUAAAUUGCAUUUAACUGUUGGUUGAAACAUUCGCAGCCAUUGGUUUAAUUUGAGAAUGGAAUUUUUGUACAAACCUUACUGCAUUGACCUUACUGUACAGGCUAUAGGUUUUAAUUCAAUCUUAAGGAGCUAUGAAUGUAGAAGAGUGAAAAACUAAAAUUGCUUGAAAAAAGUCAUCAAAUUUGCUUACAAAACAUUUUGUUGUUGGUACUGAUGGACUGGAACUGCAGGAUUAAAUACAAUGAAAUCUAUUAUCAUUGAAUACAUUGACUUGGCCUUGAAUACGAGGAAAAGGUUUGAGUAACAUUUGAUUCUUACAAAGUUGUCUAUUUUAAUUUUAGUACCAAGAGGCCCAGUUAUAGAGUAUGCAAAACUUGAUGGUUUGGACACAGCUUACAUUGGAACCACAGUCAACAUAACUUGUAAAAUCCAAGGCUUUGAUGGUGUAAUUGGCUAUUUCUUGAAGAAUGACAUAAUGGUAAUGGAGGAUGAUGAACUACAGAAGUAUGAAUAUUUCAAGCCAAGAGUAAUAGUUACACCUCCCAACUAUGUUUUCCAUCUGGAAAUUAAGAAUGUCACCAUGGAAGAUGCAGGAAACUACACAUGUAAAGCUUCCAAAUAUGGACUGAAAUCAACAAAAACAUUUCUUCUUGAAGUUGGUAUGGUAAAUGACUCUUUCUUGCAUUUAUUGAGGUUUUUUUUACACAGUACCAUCUACUCUGUGUGGUGAUGUAUCACCUGCUAGUUUUUAUGAACCCUCAAUCUUAUUCUGCUUCCCUUCAGAAAUACAUGAUUGCAAAAUAGUAUCCUCUACUUAAUGUGUUGCUAUUAACAUUAAUUAUAUGUUCUAAUCAGCUGUUUUCGUAAGUGUGUUAGUAUUCAUUUUGGUCAUGCCUGAAGUUAAUGGUCUUAUAAGAUAAGAUUGACUCAUUCAUACUUGUGAUGACUAUUUCUCAUUCCUGACUUUUAUACAUUGUAAAUCUAAAACAUCUGUUUGUGUGGAUUUGAUCAGGAAAUCUGUUAGGGAAUUUCACUGUUUUCAUGAUUUGGAAAUAAAUGUAGCUGUUUUCAUUAACUAGAGAAGAAUUGAAAAGCCCUCAACAGAAUAUUGGGCUGAGUUGAAAGGGAGUAGAGUUGGGUUAGACACUGUUGAAACUAAAAAUGUGUAUUUUCAAGGGGGGUUGUUUUCCAGCUCUGAAAAUUCCUCCCAACUGAGCUCCCAUAGGACAAUGAAGCAAUAUCACAGUUUUUACAAUUAAUUGUUUAGGGAUUUUUCCCUUAAUUUAAUCUUUUCACUCCCAGGUGUGAAUAGUAAGUAGUUUCUUCCAACACUAAUCCAUAAUUUUUCAAGCAGAAAGGUGAUGACAAAAAUGAAACAUCUAAACUUAAAACAAGUAUCUCAGAAGACCUUAAUUUAUAAAAAAAAAAAGUUAUUUAUAGACAGUGUAGAGAAUUGAUGUUUGGAUCCAGGAGACCUCUUUGGCACAACUAGGCUUGACCCUGUCAAUCUCAGAAGUGACCAAAAUAGGAAUUUCUUCUCACUGAAUCAAUACAAUUUCAAGAAGAAAUGAAAUGAGAAGAAAGAGGAAUAUUCACCAGGUUAUACUUUAUUGUCUCAUGCCUAGAUUCUCAGAACUGAAAAUAUUAUAAACUUAUUGGGUUCAACGCGGAGAACUGAUUUGUAAAUCUUGGGAGUUGAUUUAUUAUUGGUGUCUUCCAGCUGCAUUACAAAAUUUUAUGAUAUUUAUGAUCCAUGCAUGCACAAAAGAUCAAAUUUUCCUUUGUCAUUUGAAGUUUACUCUUUGGGUUUCACAAACCAGCCCUCCAGGAGAUGUCUUUAGCUUUUAUGUUUUGUUUACUCAUUUUAGGUCAUGUGAUAAUAUUAUUUUACUGGAGAACUGAUGUUUCUUUCAACUUUCCUCUCAUUUAUAUGCAUAUUUGUAUGCAUGUAUGUACUGUACGCAUAAUUUACAAACAGUAAAGCUGGAAAUUCUCUUGAGACUUGGUAAACAAAAUAUGCAAGCUCAAGAUUUCUACUGCAGAAAUCAUUUUGGUCAUCAUGGCAGGAAGAAAAAAUUUUGGCUACUGAUUUUGCAGUCUGUGAGAGGUGCCAGUUUGGGAACCUGUGUUUGGAUAAUAUGAAGGAAGUUGUGAUUUUUUAUUACUUCAUGUUUAUGCUCCAGGGUCAAUUGAGGAAAACAUUCUCAGUGUUGCCCUAUAUGAAUUUAUUUCCUUCUCCUUGAAUUCUCAAGUACACUUUUCUUUCUGUGAAUAUUUUAUUUCCAAGGACUAAUGAACUGUUUUUUUCUGGCCACCAAAUGGUGAAUCGAUACAAGGUUUAGCUCAGAGCCAUAUAGAUAUACCUUUUUAGCUUAAUUGUAUAUUUGUUUUAUUUUCUCAAUGGAAAGCUCAAGGAAAUUCCCUCCUUUACCUUUUUUAAACUAUGUAUACAUUGGGAAAACAGACAUACAAGCUAUAGGUAAAUUUUGUUUUGAAUUGUAUUGCAGGACCAUGUCCAGCGGGUUUUUAUUGCCCUCCAGGAAGACGUGAUCGCAUUCCAUGCCCUCAGGGAACAUACCAGCCAAACAUUAGCCAGACAUCUGAACAGGCCUGUAAACCAUGUCCAGCUGGUUUUUAUUGCCCUUUAGGGGCAACUAGUCUCAUUCAAUGUCCAAUAGGAACAUACCAGCCAAACAUUAAGCAGACAUCUGAGCUAGACUGUAUAGUGUGUCCAGUUGGUUUUUACUGCCCUCCAGGAAUGGCUAGUGGCAUUCCAUGUCCUCAAGGAACAUACCAGCCAAAACAUUGGCCAGACAUCUGAACAGGCCUGUAAAUCAUGUCCUUUCUUUACUAACUCAUCAAAGAAUCCAAGUGGUAUACGACCAAAUGUAUAUGAAGCUGACUGUCCAGGAGAAGAUCCAAGUAUUACAAGUAAAGGUACGGCGUGGAUGUGUAAAUCAAAGUUAGAGAGAGCAUUUUGCCCUACUUGCUUUUGUGAAUCUGUUUCGAGAAACGGUCUGCAACCUAGUUCUUCAACUAUUCAGAUAAAAGAAAAUGAAACUGUAACCACUGCUUGUGCUUAUGUGUUUUUGUUUGGCCCUUUGAACCCUAAUGGUAUCUAUGAUUUGAAUUUCAUAAAUAUAUAUAUAUUUUUUUGACAUGUGUAAUGCAAAUUACUCAUUUUAUUUUCCAUUUGUUUUAAUUAGUGUUGACAACAACAUCACAAGAUGUCACGAAGAUUGCCAUAGGCAUGGCUUGUGCUUUUCUUAUUAUCAUGGUUGUAGUCUCUCUAUCAUUGUAUAUUGCAAAGGAAAAACAUUGGCUGUGGUUCUCUUCCUCCAGACACAGCCAUAACCCAGAGUGUUUCCCUUGUCAGCCAAUGUUAGGUAAGAAUGGAGAUAUAGAGAAUGCUGAGUGUGCUGAAGUUUGAGGAAGUUGCUAGAAAUAGGUAUUUAGUAACUUUUUGCAAUGUCUAUUACAACAAUAUAAUCUAUACCCAGCUGGUGAUUUAGCAAGAAAAUAGUUAAAUGAAAGCUGUUUAUUCUGUCAAGUAACCCUAGCUCCCUUUCAGGAAUCCAAUUAAAAAUUAAAAAGACUAAAAUUAACGUACACUGUAGGUUCUUUCAACUUGGCAAACUAACAUAUUGCGAGACUAUGAAAUUCAUUUGCUGCUUGCUUUUAAAACAGACGAUGUAAUUGCCAUACUUUGUUUAGAAGGCUAACAAUGUGUAGCUAGACAAAAUAAAAUGUAAUUAUAAAAAUAAAAUGUAAUUAUGAGCCUGUCAUGCGAGUAAGUUUUGAAUGACAAGUACACGUGAAUUGUAACUAGAUUAUUCAUUCUCGAUUUCUACGCAUGACAUCUUAUUUUGGCUUUUCCCCUUUUUUAAUAGGAAGG
This is a messenger RNA of Pocillopora meandrina, 7640 nucleotides long. Lineage: Eukaryota; Metazoa; Cnidaria; Anthozoa; Scleractinia; Pocilloporidae. The record is from the annotation of a GenBank genome assembly.